AUUUCUUUUGAAGUAAUGACUUACAUUUUGAUUAUUACAGUUUUAAAUAUCUAAUAUGAGGGUAGUAUGUUGCACACAUGUUUUAGGUAUGCUUAUGUAUCUGCACACACAUAUAUGUGCAGAUCUGUAGAAAUUAGUGUGGUAUGUGAAACCUUUGCUGGAUUCACUGGCUUCCACUCCUGCUGUUCUGAGAAGAUUCACACACUUGAAGUGAAGUAUCUUUAUACAUGCGUAAGAAAUUAUAAAUUCUGAUAUGAGAAUCUGUGCCAUGAAGGGACUUCCUCUAAGAAGUGAUGCAGAUAAUUAUGUAAGGCAUGGGUGUCUUGUGAAAAGCAAAGGAUAUGAAUCUUUUCAAUUGUCAGCCCAUAUGAGGGGAGGGAAUGACUUUGUUUGGUGUCUUUCAAGGGUUUCCUUUUUUACUGAAAAAUGGAAACCAGUCUUAUAGUACCACUCCAAGGAGGUUCUGAAAUUUGAAAUUACAAUAUGGGACAAACAAAAACUUAACUGUGCACUGAGAGAAGGUAUUCCUAGACUUUAAGUGAUGUAAUUGUUCCUUUUAUGGUUUCUGACUAAAUGGGGUCUGUUGUAUUCUAGAACGCCUUAAAAGAUAUAUAUGGCUGCCUAGGGCAUUUCUUUAGAGAAGAAAAUGCAACAUUUCUUAGUCAAGAAGUUAAAGAAAGGAACAAAAGCAGGCUUUCCUCUUUUGGAUUCAACCAUUCAUUGUGUUAAUAAUGUUCUCUACACAUUAACACAGCAUCAUGAGUAGAAUAAUAUUAAAUCAGAGAAAAAAGAAUUCUUAAUCACCACCAUACACUAAAUGUUGUUUUCUCUCCCUGUUACAAGGAAUCAUUACUUCAAACCACUCUUCUUUUUGUUUUGCUUUGUCCGGCUUCCCUCAUUGCAAACCAUCCGCUAGCAGAACAUGCUUCUAUCCACAUGUGUGGUUGUGCUCAGUGAUAGUUUUAAAGCAAUACAAAAGAAAGAAAACUUUAGAUGCCAAAGAUUAUGUCCAGAUUCUUUUAUCUUUGCCACCAGUCUGUAGUCCCUCACGUGAAGCAGCAGCAUGGGUGCAGCUCCCACCAUGCAGGCUGGAGCCAUGCGCCAUUGGCCAAGGAUAAGAGGAGGAGAGGGCUCAAAAGCCCCCCAGCUUGUGACUAGGAUUGAUUGUCCAGCUGGUGAGGGGUCUGGAGGUGUCCUGUGAGGAGCAGCUGAGGGACACGGGGAUGUUUAGCCCCAAGAAAAGGAGGCUCAGGGGUGAUCCCUCUCUACAACUCCUUGGCAGGAGGCUGUAGGCAGCUGGUGUUGGUCCCUUCUCCCAGGUAACAAGAUGAGAGGACAUAGUCUCAAGCUGCACCAGGGGAGGUUUAGGUUGGACAUUAGGAGGAAUUUCUUCACAAUAAGCGUAGUUAGACACUGAAAUGGACUGACCAGGGAGGUGGUGGAGUCACAGUCCCUGGAAGUGUUUAAAGUCUGGGUGUGGCAUUUAGUGCCCUGGUCUAGCUGAGGCGAGGGUGUUCGUGUUAGACUCAGUGACCUCACAGAUGUUUCCCAACCAGUUUAUUCUAUUUGAUUCUGUGAAUGCCGGCAAGCCUGCAGCGAGGGCAGAGCUCGGAGAACUGCCUCCUCAUCUUGGCCAAACAAACACUGCUUCCAUGUUUGACUUAUGGCUGAGUCAAUUCAUCUCCCUUCGCAGCAUCCCCAGCAGUUUACACUGGAAACUGGAAGAGGCCAGUGUGUUACCACAGGGCCCUAGCUUAGAAACACAGAUGGUGGAUGAUGAAACUGAGACUACAGGUGAAGAAUUGCCUCCUCAUCUGCGGGAAGAGCCUCCUGAAGAUGCCAGCAAGGACCACCCACAGCAGCAGGCAGGAGUCAUCUGGAGAGUGACAGGCGGCCUGUUCAGCAUCACCCGGGGAGCUGUGGGGGCCACACUGGGAGGAGUUGCCUGGGUGGGCAGCAAGAGUCUGGAGCUCACCAAAACAGCUGUGACCAGUGUCCCCGCUGCCGGCGUUGGACUGGUGAAGGGCAGCGUCUCAGCAGUGACCGGCGGCGUCGGAGCUGUGGGCAGUGCGGUCGCCAGCAAAGUCCCUUUCACUGCAAAGAAGAAGGACAAGGCUGACUAAUCCCUGUCACAGCUCCCUUCCAAAAGAUCAACCUGCCCAUACUCUCCCCCUACCCAGCACCUCUUUGAGUUGGAACCAGCCGCUUCAGGGAGGGUCGAGCACCCGAGCAGACUCCGGCUGCAGCCUGCUCAGCACCGCCUGCCUGGCUCAGAGCUCACAGAGCCACUGUCAAUGCCUUUCACUCCCAUCACCUACUGGGAACCAUCUUUACUCUGAGGACUUUAAAGGCGCAGUUAUCUCUGUCUUGUAGUUUCCUUCCUUCCUUCUUGCCCUUGUAAGCAUGGAGGGAUGGGAGAAGGCAUUAGGCUCCAUCUGCCUGGAGGUGAGGGGAGUAGCAGGGGGUGGGGGCGAACUAUACCUGGCUUGAAGUGUGGGUUGUGUAGCCAAAUUCAACUUCAGCUGGGAAGACAGCCUCUGAAACACCCCUUCCCUCUGGGAGGUGUGUUUGGGAGGUGUGCCUAGCAGAGAACUGCAGAAGUCCCAUUGACACAAAGGAGAGAUACUGUGAAGAGGGGGAAGCCUCCCUCCUGCCCUGCACCUCUUAACUUUUCUUUGCAGGGCCCAUCCCCACAAGCUGCUUCCAGUCACUUACUCCCCAGCUGAACUGAACCUUUCAGAGAGGGAACCUUCAGCAGAGCAGCUCUGGGGUGAUGCCACACCAGAAUAAGAUACAUCCCGGACCAUCAACUUCUGCACAGAUUUUCUUGGUGAGGGGGAGAAAUAUGAAAGCUGCUGUAUGUUCCCAUUUGGGGAAGGAGCUGACAGUGGCACUUGCCUCUGUGAUAUUGCAGUACAGGCAGUGGUGUUCCAUAGAGAGACCAGGCCUUUUGUUUGACCCUUGAAGUCCUUCCAGUAUCCCUGUCUGUAACAAGGGCAUAUUGUCUCUUGGCCACACUCACACUCCACAGAUGUCAGUAGUAACCAGGAGCAAGUGUGUUCCCAAAUGCACCCAAAUUCUGCUGCAGGGAUGGAGGGGAAGCUGAGAGUGUUGCUCUCCGCACGAUUCAGCGCCCUGGGAGUGGUGGCUUGGGUUUGAGUGUGCUGCACCAUGUUGGAGAACACUUCCCAAGGGGCUGAGCAUGCUCCAACAGCAGUUAGCCUGCACAGGGCACCAGCAACUCCUCUUCUGCUGCUCCUGGGGCCCCAGCCCAGCUCCUCUAAAUGACCACGUUGCACUAAAUAGCCCACCCAUAGUCAUAGUGCCGCAGAAACCCAGACACCUGCAUCCAUCUGGGAGUCACAGCCAUCCUCAGCCUGGCCCAUGAUGCUCAAGGGGCCAUGUGGCAUUGUACACUCACAUACAAACACAAACGUGCACUCACUCAUUCAUUCACUCCAAGGUCCCCUGUAAUUCUUGGGAUGAGGAAAACCACAGGCCCCACAUUAACUCUGCUGCUCCUGUUUUUGGCCAGGUGUUGGAUGCAUAAGUAAGUAGGUGUUAGAUGCAUAGGCAAGUGAAGCAGUGCUUGUGCUGUAUUUUAUAAAUAUGCAUCUGUGUUAGCGUGCGUGUGUACAUGUAAGUCCACAGGCAUGUCUUCAGCCAGGGAAACAAACCUGUGCCACUGCCACAGAGGAGUUUACAUAGUCAUCUUUGGCACUUUCAGCAUAUAGUUUUUAUAUAGGGUCCUGGUCAAAAGAAAAAUCAUGUUUUAGAGGAUGUUUUGCCCUCUUUUGCCCAAGAGCAUAGUUUAUCGAAACCAAAGGAAUGUGAAAAAUCCCCUUUCUCCUGUCUGUGCUGUUUGUUUUCUCUCAGCCCUAUCUUUUGGACGUUGAAGCCAACUUUCUUGAUCUUCAUUUCCCCUUGGAGGUCGUUGCACUUCCUGACUGCUCUCUUGUGCUUAGAACUUAGACAUCAGGGAAUAUUUAAGUACAACACACACACACACACACACACACCCCUGACACCAUUUUUGCUGAAUGUUCUUGGGCUUGUGAUGCAGUUUUCAUUCUGACCUUUAUUAAAUCCACAUUUUGGGAUGUAUGUUGCUGUGUCCCCCUGAUAAUCAUGCUGGUGUUAGUCACUCUCCAUACCCUUUGCUAGGUAGUCCCUGCUGUUUGCAAUGGUAAGAAGCUGCUGAUCUCCACAGUUUGCUACACUUGAUAGCAAGAGAGAGGUUUGACUUACAUUUUUGUUUCUGAAGAGGAAGCAGCAUUUGGUAGGUGUGUGCAUUUCCUCACUUUGUGUCCUUUGUUCUGGUGAAGGCCAAGUUGACCCAGACAUGUCGGUUUUGUCUCUGAAGGCAGCAGCUUCACAGAAAAGAUCAGGCCUUGAUGUGUGCCUGUACUUUGCUGGGAUGCCCGUGGCAGUUGUCAAGGCCAGAAGAAGUCUUGUCUGUUCUCCCUUUGUCUCAAACGCCCUGCAAAGCUGGAGGACAGUUCGCACUGCAUGGAUCUCUGCUCACUGCUCUCCCUGAGCACAUCUCAUCUCUUAUUCCAGAUCACAGACUGUCCCUGAAGCGAGCUCUAGCCCUAAAGCUGGAAGCUGCUUGUGUGUAACUAGCUAUGUUGUCACCAGCUCUCUGAGAAAGAUAGCUUCUGGCCAUUUGGGAGAGAAGAGUCUUCUUCCUUAAUGCCUCUCCCAGGUCUUGGACAGGAGAAGAUAAAAUCUAAGAACCUUCAGCAGCCAGCCCUGGGUGGGUGGUGAGAGGCUGAUCAUGCUUUUGGCUAAAUAGUGUCUCACACAGGCUUUUGCUGGGGGAGGCAGUACCUCCUGCCCAAGCUGUUGUCUGCAGGUACUGUGUGUGCAGAGCAGGCGUGGCAAGUGGGAUAAAGGUGAUGUAAGGAAGGCCACAGGGCCCUGAGGGUUUCUCAUCUUUUUAUUUCUUCUCUUCUGUGCAUCCUUGCAGGAAAUAAAGCCUACCAUUUGUCUAGAACUGCCAUUUCCUUGCAGGAAGGCCUGGAGAAGAAGAGAUGAGCUGGAGAGGAGAACUCACAGCCUAAAUCACUGUUCUUACAGCCCAGCUAAAGGAGAGCUCAGGGACCAUGAGUAGCAAGAGAUCACAUUAGCAGGCAGGGGUAGAAGAUUAAAUCUACUCCAAAAACAAGGCCUCACACUGCUAAACAGGCAUUCAGGAAUAAGUAACUCUCCAGGACUCAAAGGCUUUAAGAAAGUCUGUUCUAGGCCUGCUCAGUUCACUAUGGUGACCCAGUCCCAACCUGCUCUUCUGGGCAUUUACAGUGCCAGAGCAGAGGGAAAACAGGGUCAGCCCUCCCAAUCUAAAAGUAAAGAUGCCUUCUGACAGCUUUGGUUGCAGGACAGUGGGGUAUGGAUUGGAUGGGGAAGCUGCUGGCUCUUGUCAGAUGUCCUGUCUUUACUCUUCUCCCACUACAGAGAUUCCAGCCACCUGGGCCACCGGUGCAGCCUUUCUCUCACUGCCCAUUCAUGGUACAAAAGGCAAAAACUGUGUUGUGCAUAAAUCCCAUGGCUACCAGAUGGGGUCGCUUGGUACAAAAUAGGAGCGGGUAGCAUUGGGGUAGAGGGAAGGAUUAAAGGGAGUUGGGAGAAGAUGAGGAGAGAGUGGUGUGACAGGAGGAGUUGAGGAGUGAAGGAACAAGAAAAUAAGGCACUAUGGAAGGAAUUUGUUUCUUAGGACAAGCUUUGAAUCAGAAGAUGAAUGCAAUGGAGUUUGUCCUAGGGAGGAGCACAGAAAGGGGAGUGGGUCAGUGUGGGUUUUAGUGUGUGGUGGUGGUACAUGCCUGGCUUGUGCCCUGCUUCCAUAGUAAUGAUGAUUGCUGGUGAUUUCCAUUUAGACAGAUCAAUGGAUGGUUGAAGCAUCAGGUCAGCUCCCUUCUUAUCACCCACCCUUCCCCAGUCUCCCCCAGACUUUUGUCAUGAUUUCCCCAUGAUGGGGCUGGGUCUCCACUAUGGUGGAGGUGGGAUGUGACCCUGUUCACAGCCCUGUGUCCCACCUUGCCUGGCUGGUCCCUGUGCUCAACGAACAUGUCCUGGCUGAAAGGAGACCCACAGGUGCAUCCUCUCCUUCCUUUUUCCUGACUUUAGUCUCAUUAUCCUUUACUUUUUUAUUCCUUCCUUAGCUUUUGGUCUUGCCCGUGGAUAGAGCUCCCCAAAGCUUUUGCUGAGACCUUCAUUAAACAUCCACACUCACAGUGUCUAGGGGGGAAGAGGGUGAUUGCCCCCACAGCUCCCCUGGCUGGGAGAGGAGUGCAUGUCUUCCACCCCUCUCUGUCCCCUUGUGUUUCGUGUGUGGAAAAUCUUAACCCACUUCUUUUUCUCUGGGUUCUCUUGCUGGCUCUUAUCCCUGUGGGUGGGUCAUUUCUGUGUCUCCAUUGCAAAGUCAUCCUUGUAAAAACAACAGCAUGAGUGGGAAUAUGGAGAUGGUUAGAGAGAGCUGCAGAGCCAGGGCCUAACUCUGCUUCUGUAGGAGCUGAGGAGGCCUUUGGCAACCCAAAAAUGCAGUGACGCGGUCCCAUGCACAGUGCUGGGCUCCAGAGAACACUUUUGUUCUUUAUCAUUUCAUUGUCUGUAAUUGUUUUCCUACUGAAUUUGUUUGCUUGGUUUGUUUUGCAGUGUGUUUCUGGGAAUAUUCUGCAUCUCUGUAUUUUAAUUACAGUAAAAUUUGAGGAUAAAAACCGUGA
Messenger RNA from Cyanistes caeruleus (blue tit), 6719 nucleotides. Its product is annotated as transmembrane protein 263-like. The record is from RefSeq and is a predicted model, not a curated record. NCBI's taxonomy places the organism in Eukaryota, Metazoa, Chordata, Aves, Passeriformes, Paridae.